CUGGCUGGUGGCGAGAUGGUCUGGUGGCCAGUGGGGGCAUCCCUGUUCGCCAGCAAUGUCGGCAGCGGGCACUUCAUCGGCCUGGCCGGCUCCGGAGCAGCCUCGGGGAUCGCUGCCACGGCCUAUGAGUGGAACGGCAUGUUCUGUGUCUUGGUGCUGGCGUGGCUGUUCCUUCCUAUCUACAUUUCGGCCGGGGUUACAACCAUGCCGGAGUAUUUACAGAGGCGAUUUGGUGGCAAAAGGAUACAGCUCUUCCUGGCAAUUCUCUACUUGUUUAUCUAUAUAUUCACCAAAAUCUCAGUCGACAUGUAUGCCGGGGCCCUGUUCAUCCAGCAGGCUCUGCACUGGGAUCUCUACGUGGCGGUCACUGGGCUGCUGGUCAUCACCGCGAUCUACACUGUGGCAGGGGGUCUGGCGGCCGUGAUCUACACAGACGCCUUGCAGACGGUCAUCAUGCUGGCCGGUGCGCUGACCUUGAUGGGCUUCAGCUUUGCCAAAGUGGGAGGCCUCGAAGACCUUGAAAACAGAUACUUCCAAGCGAUUGCCAGCAGCCAUGAUGGAAACAGUACCUGCGGUAGGCCGAGAGAAGACGCCUUCCACAUCUUCCGAGACCCCGUCACAUCUGACCUUCCCUGGCCAGGAGUGCUGGUCGGAAUGACCAUCCCCUCUCUGUGGUACUGGUGCACGGACCAGGUCAUUGUUCAAAGGUCUCUUGCAGCCAAGAACCUGUCCCAUGCCAAAGGGGGCGCCCUGCUGGCUUCCUGCCUGAAAAUCCUGCCCUUCUUUGUGAUGGUUCUGCCUGGCAUGAUCAGCCGCAUUCUCUUCCCAGAUCUAGUGGCCUGUGCUGAUCCCAAUCUCUGCAAAGAGAUCUGUGGCAACCCGUCCGGAUGCUCUGAUAUCGCGUACCCCAAACUUGUCAUUGAACUUCUGCCACUGGGCCUGAGAGGGCUCAUGAUGUCCGUGAUGAUCGCCGCCCUGAUGUCCUCUCUGACCUCCAUCUUCAACAGUGCAAGCACCAUCUUCACCAUGGACCUCUGGCGCCAUUUCCGGCCUCUGUCUUCGGAGUGGGAGCUCAUGAUUGUGGGCAGGGUGUUCGUGCUACUGCUAGUCAUCGUUUCCAUUUUAUGGAUUCCCCUGGUACAAGCAAGCCAGGGUGGCCAACUCUUCAUCUACAUCCAGACCAUCAGCUCCUACCUGCAGCCCCCCGUGGCAGUCGUCUUCAUCCUGGGCUGCUUCUGGAGGCGAACAAACGAGAAGGGUGCCUUCUCUGGGCUCCUGGUCGGGAUGGUCCUGGGCUUGCUCCGUAUGGUGCUGGACUUCGUUUACAUGCAGCCACAGUGUGGCGAGCCAGACAACCGGCCAGGCGUGGUGAAAUACGUUCACUACCUCUACUUCUCCAUGAUCCUGGCACUGGUCACGCUGGUCCUGACAGUGAUGGUCAGCCUCUGGACAGAGCGUCCACCUGAAGAAAUGAUCCACCACCUCACAUGGUUCACGCGCAAGGCUGCUCCCGCAGAGAAGGGCGCUCCAGCAUCGCUGAGCAGUCCACCAUCCGGUCCUGUGAAUGGGACCCAUGAGGCUGGCCAACCUCCCUCCGUGCAAAUGGAUGUCAGUGAAGGCGCUGAAAAUGGUCCUGACCACGAUGCCUGUAACUUGCCCCGCAAAAAGACCUCGGAGCUAACGAGGUUGCUCUUGUGGAUCUGUGGGAUGGACAGCAGAGACGCCGGCACCGUGGAGGCGGCAGCUGAGACCAAGGCGGCUGUGGCGUCUCUCGACGAAGCCCCGCUGGUGAAGCACGUCCUGAACGUCAGCCUGAUCCUGUGCGUGAGCGCAGGCGUCUUCCUUUGGGCCUACUUUGCCUAG
This is a messenger RNA of Varanus komodoensis (Komodo dragon), 1863 nucleotides long. RefSeq names its product solute carrier family 5 member 11 (gene SLC5A11). The transcript has 14 exons. Gene Ontology annotation, cellular component: plasma membrane. Lineage: Eukaryota; Metazoa; Chordata; Lepidosauria; Squamata; Varanidae. Gene Ontology annotation, molecular function: D-glucose:sodium symporter activity. Gene Ontology annotation, biological process: transmembrane transport. The record is from RefSeq and is a predicted model, not a curated record. Bases 16 to 1863 code for a protein of 615 amino acids.